AUGGCAUGCAAACUGCUCCAAACCCCCUUCACAGUACAAAAUCUCUUAACUUCCAAACUACAGGACAGGGCUAAGGACCCAAGAUGGAAGGACAUCGAUAUGAACAGAGAAAGCGAUCAGUACGAUGUAGUUAUAGUCGGUGGAGGACCAAGUGGAAUGUCCGCUGCAAUUCGACUGAAACAACUUGCGGAGAAAGAUGGAAAAGAUGUGAGAGUUUGUGUGGUAGAAAAAGCUCCCGAAGUAGGCGCUCACAUUCUUUCGGGAGCUGUGAUUGAGACUAAGGCACUCGACGAACUGUUCCCUAACUGGAAAGAGAUGGGAGCUCCCGUUUUUCAACAAGUCACGUCAGAAUCCGUGGCUCUUCUUACGAAAAACAGACGCAUCCCGAUUCCGAUGUUUCCUGGCAUGCCCCUCUACAACCACGGUAAUUAUAUUGUUCGUCUUGGUAACCUUGUGCGAUGGUUAGGAGAACAAGCGGAGGCUGCAGGUGUCGAAAUCUGGCCUGGCGUAGCCGCUUCUGAGGUACUUUACAACGAAGACGGUAGCGUGAAAGGAAUAGCCACAAAUGAUGUUGGUAUUGCCAAGGAUGGGUCUCCAAAGGAGAGCUUUGCUCGGGGAAUGGAGCUGCAUGGGAAGUGUACGAUAUUCGCGGAAGGGUGCCGUGGUCAUCUUACCAAACAAAUUCUGGAGAAGUUCAAACUGGCGAUGGACCAGUACGGCGGCUCAUUCAUAUACCAUAUCGCUGACGAGGGACUGCCCCUGGCUCAAGUCGGUUUCGUGGUUGCCCUGGACUAUAAGAACACGUAUAUCAAUCCUUUCCAGGAGUUCCAAAGAUGGAAGACUCAUCCAUCGAUUCGAAAACACUUCGAAGGAGGCAAAAGGUUGGGAUAUGGUGCGCGCGCUCUAAAUGAAGGAGGAUUCCAGACCGUACCGAAAUUAACGUUCCCUGGUGGUUGUCUUGUUGGUUGUACUGCUAGCACGUUGAAUGUUGCAAAGUUAAAAGGAGUGCACGUUGCUAUGAAAACUGGAAUGUUGGCCGCCGAUUCUAUCUACCCAGAAAUCAAGGAGGAAGUUUCGUGUAUCACACCCAGCACUUACACGGAAGCCUUUGAGAACAGCUACGUUUAUAAGGAACUGAAGGCAACUCGUAAUAUACGUCCCUCUUUCAACACCGGAAUGGGCUGGUUGGGCGGUUUGAUGUACUCCGGUAUGUUUUAUGUGUUGGGACGGGGCAAAGAACCUUGGACACUCCAUCAUGGUAAGAAGGAUAAUGAAAAGCUCAAGAAGAAGGAGGAGUGUAAGCCAAUAGAGUAUCCAAAACCCGACAACAAAAUCACAUUUGAUUUGUUAUCAUCUGUAUCGCUUACCGGAACAAUUCACGAAGAAAACCAACCCGCUCACCUUACGCUCAAAAAUGAUGAGGUUCCAGAGAAAAUUAAUUUGAAAAUAUAUGACGGUCCCGAACAACGAUUUUGCCCUGCUGGCGUCUAUGAGUAUGUUCCUCAAGAAAACAAUCCGUCAGAAAUGCGCUUACAAAUCAAUGCUGCAAAUUGUAUCCAUUGCAAAACUUGUGAUAUCAAGGAUCCCACUCAGAAUAUCAAUUGGGUAACACCGGAGGGAGGAGAAGGGCCUAAGUAUUCCGGAAUGUAA
Molecule: messenger RNA, 1650 nt
Organism: Haemonchus placei
Lineage: Eukaryota; Metazoa; Nematoda; Chromadorea; Rhabditida; Trichostrongylidae
Source: the annotation of a GenBank genome assembly